This is a messenger RNA of Periophthalmus magnuspinnatus, 3570 nucleotides long. It is a transcript of the gene f13a1b, whose product is annotated as coagulation factor XIII, A1 polypeptide b. The record is from RefSeq and is a predicted model, not a curated record. Gene Ontology annotation, molecular function: protein-glutamine gamma-glutamyltransferase activity. Lineage: Eukaryota; Metazoa; Chordata; Actinopteri; Gobiiformes; Gobiidae. Gene Ontology annotation, biological process: peptide cross-linking; blood coagulation, fibrin clot formation. The transcript is spliced from 15 exons. Bases 147 to 2375 code for a protein of 742 amino acids.
CUAAAGUACACACGUCUACCCCUUGAUGCCUCCUCCUGGGUUUAAAAGCAGAACUGCAGUGUCCCAAACCACGGCAGACCAGGCUCUUGCACUGAGGACAGCAGCUUCUCUACAGAUUACAACAGUGACUCUGAUCUACCUUCACUAUGUCGGACCCAUCCACUUUCGUCGAAUCUUCUGCCCCUCCCCCUCCUCCCUCCGGACCACGCCCCAGAAUCACCAACAGAGGGCGCACUGCUGGCCCGGCCGCCAACUCAAACUUGGACACUUCUGACAUCCCAGAGUACGAGUACUUUGUGGCGCCCGGGCCUAGAGGGUACCCACCCCUGACCGAGUUUUUGGACAUCGUUGAUGUGGACAUGAAGCAUCUUCCUGAAGGCAAAAACAGGAUCAGUCACAAAACUCACCUCUUUAACCUGAAUGCCCUGGUUGUGAGGCGUGGACAAGAGUUUGAAAUCAAGAUCAUCUUUAAUCGCCCAUACAAGCCCUCAGAGGACAAGUUUGCUGUGGAGUUUGUCAUUGGCUCCAGUCCUCAGUACAGUAAAGGCACAUACAUGCCAGUGUUCACGAGCAAAGACCGGCAGACAUCUUGGAAAGGUCGCAUCACUGAUACAUUUGAAAACACCUUGACCAUGGGCAUAACCCCGGAUCCCAACUGCAUUGUUGGUAAAUACCACAUGUAUGUUGCCGUGGUAACACCCUAUGGCAUCCGCAGAACCAAACGAGAGAAGAGCCGUGACCUCUACAUCUUGUUCAACCCAUGGGCAGCAGAUGACGAGGUGUUUCUGAAUGAUGAGACUGAGAGACAAGAAUGUGUGAUGAACGAGAUGGGAAUCAUUUACCACGGUUCCUAUGAUGACAUUGCAGAGAGGACCUGGAACUUUGGACAGUUUAACUAUGGGGUCUUGGACGCCUGUCUGUACAUUCUGGACCGUUCUCAGAUGCCCAUCACCAACAGAGGAGACGCAGUCAAAGUUGUGCGCCAGGCCUCGGCUAUGCUGAACUCCCGUGAUGACGAGGGGGUGCUGGUGGGGAACUGGAGCGGGGACUACACCUAUGGAGUGGCCCCCACCUCCUGGACUGGGAGCACGGACAUCCUGCUGACCUACGCCAGCAGUCAGCGCUCGGUCUGCUAUGCCCAGUGCUGGGUCUAUGCUGCAGUCUUCAACUCCUUUCUGCGGUGUCUUGGGAUCCCGUCUCGUGUGGUGACCAACUUCUUCUCUGCUCAUGACAACAACGGAAACCUGAAAACUGACAUAAUUCUGGAUGAAAACGGCAGAAUUGACCGCGGACAAACAAAGGACUCAAUCUGGAACUACCAUUGCUGGAACGAGUGCUACAUGGCCAGAAAGGACCUUCCUGCAGGUUUUGGAGGCUGGCAGGUCGUUGAUGCUACACCACAGGAGACCAGUGAUGGCAUGUACAGAUGUGGACCUGCCUCUGUCAAUGCCAUCAAACACGGACAGAUGUGUUACCCCUACGACGCCCCCUUUGUCUUUGCUGAGGUGAACAGCGAUGUAGUUUUCUACAUGCGCGGUAAAGAUGGGACCCUGGAGCCAGUGAAAGUGAACCAUUCUCACGUGGGACGAGGCAUUUUCACCAAAACACCUGGAGAGCUUACUCGCAAAGAAAUCACAGACCAAUACAAGUUUGAAGAAGGCAGCACAGAGGAGCGUACAGUGCUGGAGAAGGCUGAGGAGUUUGGGUGUAAGCGCGAGCAGUCUGACCCUCCUCCCGCUGAUGUCGACCUGGUGCUGCCCUCUGUGGAGCUGGCAGUGGGACAGGAUCUGGAGCUCAGUGUGGAGUUUGUGAACCGCAGCCAACAGCGCCGCACGGUGGACGCAUACGUGAGCGGCAGCGUGGUCUACUACACCGGAGUCACCAGCUCAGAGUUCCUCUUCAGAACUCCCUCUGUCACCAUAGGGCCCAACAAGAGUGUGAAGGAGCUGGUGGACAUUGAGGCUCGGAGCUACAUGAAGCACCUGGUGGAACAGGCUAAUCUCAACUUCAUUGUGACCGGAAAAGUGAAGGAGACUGGGCAGAUUGUCACCGCCAUGAAAGUGGUGACUCUGCACAACCCCAAACUCUUUAUCAAGGUAUCUGGAGUGGCCAGAGUGAGUGAGGAGAUGUUGGCCACGGUGCAGUUCACAAACCCAUUCACCUUUAACCUGGAAGGAAUCUACAUGAGGAUGGAGGGGCCUGGAGCCAUGCUGCCGCGUUUCAGAUACUACAGUCUGCUGACUCCGAACUCGUCUCUGGUUUGGUCAGAGAAGUUCAAUCCGCAGAGAGCUGGGACAACCAGGAUUAUCGCAAGUCUGGACUGUCCCGCGCUCAGGCAGGUCUAUGGAGAGGAGUCCAUCAUUGUGGAGCCAUAGGGAGGUCACAGGACGUGUAAAGUGCAAAUGACAAGUUUUCAGGUUUUUCUCAUUUUUAUUUGGUUUAGAACUUGUAAAUAUUUAUCAUCAGUUAAGUAGCAGUAUGUUGGAAAAGGUUUAAAAAGAAAAGGAUAAAAAUACAGGAAGGAGCUGUGACUUCUAACACAGAAUACCUCUACCUUUGUCACCAAUAACUAAAAUUUCAUCCAAAAUGUCGGGGACAAUUUACGAGCAAGGAACACAUUUUUCUGGUAGUUUAAACCUUUAUUAAACAAAAUAAAGAUGUUGUCAUUUAUUUUUAUUUGUCUAAUCAAUACUACUGCGCAAUUUAGAUAAGCCUUUGUUAACAUUAUCGUUCCUAUGUCACAUCUAUAUUAUAAACUUCACCAACAUUUAAAAACUAGAAAAAACUAGGCAAGCAGGAUGUUAGUAAAAUGUUAAAGGUAUUGAUGCUAACUAUAUUUUAGUGAAAUGAGGAGCCUGACCUGUCAUAUGCACUUUGAAUAAAGGCUUUUAUAUGCAGCCGGGUCACAGUAAACACCUAAUAAUCUUUAUAUUUGCUUCAUAAGAGCUUAUUAUUAGUAAUUCAUGUUUUCUCUUUACGCUAUUAUGGAAAAACAAUAUGAAGUUAUUUAGUAAUGAUAUUUACGCUGUUUUUUUAGACGCAAAUAUUGCAGCAAUAAAUUAGUGUUACUGAAAGACAGCUAAGAACUUUUACUUUUACAGACAAACUUGAAUAUUUUUUUAACUCACAGACAAAAUGAAAAAUGGGGAAACUGUCUGGCUUGAAUAAAAAUGUUUAAUAUUUCAGGAACAAAUACAAAUAUCAACUUCAAUAAAAGAUUAAAGCAUCUUGACUGAUCUGGGUUCUUGGAUUAAUUCUCUGUUUGUCUUUACAAAGAUGUGAGUAUGGUCACUGGUGAAUCUCUAUGAGUUCAGAUGGGCGUGAGGGACAGGUGGAGUAGCCAAUCAACAACAUGCAUGAGGUCUGUUCAUAUUAAAACAAAUAAGGCUGCUUACAAGGAAAAAAAGACAAAAAAAUAUAUCACAAGAGACUGAAUAACCUCGCAGAUUUCUAUAGAAUCAAUGAGCAAAUCACUAAACUCUUGAGUUGAGAGGUGUUUUAUAUUGUUUGUAAAAGAUAAGUGACCAAUGAGCUCCAGUCAGUGAAUAAAGCACAUCAGAUUGCACGAUC